GUACUACUGGGCAUCGUCUUUCGAUGUUAUUUAUUCUGAUAAGUAAAUGAGGAAGCGAAGAGAAAGCAAAGAGUAUUCCGAGUUCCUAGAUAGAGUGAUGAUUAUAGCACUAUUGCCUUUUCAAAUGCCUAUAAUAAUAGCUCAGUCGAUAGGGAUCGGGUUAGGAUUCCUGACAAUUUAGCAACGUGCUCUUUGCUAGGGAAUUAACUACUCUCCGGCAUUAAUAUAGGUAAGAGGUCAACCCAUGAACCUUUGUUAUCUCCACUUGCCCUCUUAAGGAUAGAAUACUUCUCUACAGAUGAAUGAAACUGAAACUAACAACUGAGUAUAAGGUUACACAACCACUAAGGGCUCUCAUACGUGCUACCCUCCACCCCUCUGGGAUAGGAGCAGUCGUUGUCUACAACGAACGUUUUACUUAUAAUGACAGUUUUAUUGGCCAAACGUUGGACUACAAAGAUUUUUCUUAUACCGUUUUAGAAGUUAUAGCUGGAGGUGGUUCUGCUUUGGUAUUUUUAGUUGUAAAUAAUUAUGAUAAGCAACUUUAUGCUCUGAAACGACUUAUUAUACCUGAUGAAACCACAUUACGCAUUGUUAAGAAAGAGAUAAAAUAUAUGAAAUUAUGCAGGAAACAUCAAGGGAUUGUGAAGUAUAUUGAUGCUAAACUACUUUCUUCAAGUAAAGAUCUCCACGGUAGCUCAGAAGCGCACCUCAUCUUGGAAUUUUGUCCUGGAAGGCUCUUUGAUCUUCUUAAAGAAACCAAAGUAGGCUUUUCCCCUUCUUUAGUGUUGCAUUUGUUCCGCCAGAUUGUCGAGGCUGUAGAAUUUCUUCACUCUCAGAGGCCACCAAUAAUUCACAGAGAUUUAAAGAUUGAAAAUCUGCUUAUUAAAAAAGAUGGCCGUAUUGCUUUGUGCGAUUUUGGUAGUGCAACUUCUCAGGUGCUUUUUCCUAAUAAAAUCAGUGAAGUUAAACGUGCUGAAGAGGAAAUUCAGAAGUAUACUACUCCACAAUAUAGAUCUCCCGAAAUGUGGGAUCUUCUCGGUGGCAAUUCAGUCGAUUACAAGAGUGACUUGUGGGCCUUAGGCUGUAUAUUAUACAAGCUGUGCUAUGUUAAUUCUCCUUUUGGCGAUGGUCAGAAGCUCUCAGUUUUGAACGCUAAACUUAGUUUACCUAAAGAUGGACGUGCACACGUGAUUUUUCAUGAUUUGAUAGCGAAAUUGCUUUCUAAGGAGCCGGACAGGCGGCCUGACUGUCCCGCCAUCCUGGCUGAGCUGUUAACUAUUAAAGAAACAGUCGGCGAGCCUACCAAGGAGGAGCUGGCAUCUCUUAUCCCCGCUUCAGUUGAUAUGCGGGUGCGCUCGAAACUUGCUCUGUUUCAAAGAAAAUGCUCGAGCAAAGUUUUAAGCGCCUAUCAUACGCUUAAGGACUAUGCAUUGCAGAUAAAAGCUUCGCAGGCAGUAACUGAUCCUAUUCUUACUCCACACGAGCUCAUUCCCAGGAUGCUCGUUGCGGUUGCGUGCACAGGGAGCAAGUUUGGCGCUUUAUGUGCUGCAUUGCGGAAUAACUACAAACAGAAGAGCUGCUUUCAUGUUAACGUUGGUGCUCCUCUUGCUGAGACUAAUUUCGGCGUUUUUGUGCGGGAUGUUAAGCUCUCCCUGGAGGGUUCAUUAGGGUUAAGCGAGCUCUAUGAGAUAUGCGGAUGCUUGGACGCGUGGCUUUUAUCCGAGAAAAGCAACAUCGUUUUCCUUUACUGUCACGAAAGCACUCUUGACCAGUGCUUUUUGCUUGCUUCCUCGUAUCUUCUUUACUGCGGUUUGUGCGCCGAUCCUUCUAUCGCUUUAAAGCUCGUCUCCUCGAAGCUUAGCCGACAUAUUCACAUAAAACCUUCUUUAGUGCGAAAACUCAGUUAUGUAAAAGCCAUACGAACAACAGGCCUGCCUGCUCACCGGAGCUUUAUUCUAGUGACCCGCCUAUCUUAUACACUUAUAAAUGAGCUGCGCCGCUUUAGCUCUUAUAUAUAUUUUCUCUUGGUUAUGCCCGACUUUUUAUAUUCGACUGAAAGUAUUCCUUUUACCGUAAAAAAUAAUGAAGUUCAUUUUUCGUGCGCUUUUGAAGUGACGGGCGAUUUUUUAAUCCGUUUGGUGAUGACUCACAAUGAGAGAAGACGUACUCUCUUAGAGUUCUAUGCUCACUCAGACUUUGUCAGGGAAGGCAAUCAUCAGUUCAUAGCUGAUGCAAUGGACAAGCUCCCACUUUAUAUUCCGGAUACUUUUUAUAUUACCGCCCAAUUUACUUCUCCAACUGCCGAAAUGUCCUCCGCCCACCACGCGGACACAAACUGUGCAGCGAAUGCCGUUGAAGACAGAGACCAAGCAGUGUGUACAGACUUGCUGGGCUUUAAUGACCUUUUAAACAAGGACCUCGGCGUCAUUGGUGUUUCGGAUCUGAAAGAAGCGUCAAUGUUGAAUGGACCAGAGUUAGAGUCUUUUUUUGUAAGUGACAACUCUGUAGUCUCAAGUAUUCCGCCUGCCGAGGAUGCUACCCUUUCAAGUGUAAACCACGCGACAGCCUUCUUUCUUGACGAAACUUUAAGCACUCUUCAAUAUUUAAGCAUCUUUGAAGAAUUCACGGAGGUGGAGAAUGCAAGUUUGCCACCUUCACUUACCGAGUACCCUUUUUAUAAACCUCAAGUAGAACGGCAAACGGACAGAUCCCUUUGUGAACCGAUUUUUAACAAAGGGUCGUUGACUGUCGCCCCAGAAGGAUUCUCUAAAAACGGUCACAUGAACCCUCUCACAGACUUUCUGUGCGAAAGUAAACGGCCGCCUAAGCCGCGAUCUCCUCUGUCGCCACGGGACCAGAAGGUGGCUAGUCCUGCCUCAUACGCCAAAGUUGAUAAAGAUCUUCCAGGAAACUUAGGAUUCGAGGAGCUCCUGGCGAGUGAAGGAUUCAAUUUUAAGACAAAAACUAAAGGACAGACACUAGCCUCCCUACAGAAAGGCUUGCAGAAUAUAAGUGAGCCAGAUGAUGCAGAAUGCCUGCAGCUAAAGAUAGACGCAUGGGUAAAAGCAAAGGGGUACAACAUUAGAUCGAUGCUUGUCUCUCUUCAAGAAGUCCUUUGGGAGGAAUGCGAUUGGAGAGUCACAAUGGCAGACGUUUUGGAAGCUUCCGGCGUAAAACGCGCAUACAGAAAAGCAUGUCUCCUCUGCCAUCCGGACAGGAUUGAAGGAAGGAUACACGAAGAUCUCGCGAGACUGCUCUUUCAAAAACUAAGUCAAUAUUAUAACGCAUGGAUGGAGGCCGGCUCACCGGGGUCCACCUAUUAGCCACACCAAGCAAGCUAACCAAA
Zophobas morio is the source of this 3349-nucleotide messenger RNA. RefSeq names its product cyclin-G-associated kinase-like. Gene Ontology annotation, molecular function: AP-2 adaptor complex binding; protein serine/threonine kinase activity; ATP binding. The record is from RefSeq and is a predicted model, not a curated record. Gene Ontology annotation, biological process: protein phosphorylation; regulation of clathrin-dependent endocytosis; positive regulation of Notch signaling pathway. The coding region runs from base 303 to 3326 and encodes 1007 amino acids. Lineage: Eukaryota; Metazoa; Arthropoda; Insecta; Coleoptera; Tenebrionidae. Gene Ontology annotation, cellular component: cytoplasm. The transcript has 39 exons.